Paracoccidioides brasiliensis Pb18 is the source of this 831-nucleotide messenger RNA. RefSeq names its product adenylate kinase 1. Gene Ontology annotation, biological process: ADP biosynthetic process. The coding region runs from base 1 to 831 and encodes 276 amino acids. Gene Ontology annotation, cellular component: mitochondrion; cytoplasm. The transcript has 4 exons. The record is from RefSeq and is a predicted model, not a curated record. Gene Ontology annotation, molecular function: AMP kinase activity; ATP binding.
AUGGCUCCCAUCAAGGAUGAGACCAUCGACAGCCUCAAGAACAUCAUUGGCGAACUCGAGUCGCGGGUGGCUCAAUUGGAACAUCGAUUACUCCAUGGUGGUGACUCGUCGAAGCCUAAGUCCGUCGCGGAAUCUGUGCGGAUGAUUUUGAUGGGCCCUCCAGGUGCUGGCAAGGGAACUCAAGCUCCCAAUAUCAAGGAAAAGUUCUGUGUCUGCCACCUGGCCACGGGAGAUAUGUUACGGUCACAAGUCGCUCGCAAGACUGAGUUGGGCAAGGAGGCCAAGAAGAUCAUGGACCAGGGAGGACUGGUUAGUGAUGAGAUCAUGGUUAACAUGAUCAAGCAUGAGCUGGAGACGAACAAGGACUGCCAGAACGGCUUUAUCCUGGAUGGUUUCCCACGCACAGUCGCUCAGGCUGAGCGAUUAGAUGGCAUGCUUGAUUCGCGUGGCCAGAAGCUUCAACACGCCAUCGAGCUCCAGAUCGACGAUGCGCUCUUGGUUGCACGGAUAACUGGUCGCUUGGUCCAUCCAGCUUCGGGACGGUCGUAUCACAAGAUCUUCAACCCCCCCAAGGAGCCCAUGAAGGACGAUAUUACCGGGGAGCCAUUGAUUCAGCGCUCCGAUGAUAACGCGGAGGCCCUGCAAAAGAGACUCAAGACCUACCACUCCCAAACUGCCCCUAUUGUUGGAUACUACAAGAAAACCGGCAUCUGGACGGGGAUCGAUGCUAGCCAAGAACCCGGACAGGUGUGGAAGAGCCUGCUGAAAGUAUUUGACAGCGACAAGACCCCUUCUAGCCCAAUUCUUGGCAAAAUUGGCCUGUCAAAAUAA